Acipenser ruthenus (sterlet) is the source of this 2452-nucleotide messenger RNA. RefSeq lists its product as uncharacterized. Lineage: Eukaryota; Metazoa; Chordata; Actinopteri; Acipenseriformes; Acipenseridae. Gene Ontology annotation, biological process: mRNA stabilization. Gene Ontology annotation, molecular function: RNA binding; poly(A) RNA polymerase activity. The transcript has 2 exons. The coding region runs from base 192 to 2414 and encodes 740 amino acids. The record is from RefSeq and is a predicted model, not a curated record.
CAACCAACGCUUGGAACUGCCAGACUUGAUAGAGCUCGCGCCUAUACCUGAGAAAAUAGACUGUAAUCGCUUGCACUGUCUUCAAACCGACACCUGUUGGAACAGACCACUGGUUCACAUCGUGUGGAAAAACAAGGACAUUUAUAGAGUUCUACUUUUGAAGUGAGACCGAGAAAUAUUCGCUUGCCAACAUGACUGAGAGACCAGCUCGUAGGUUUCAAAACCUGACAAUUGAACAAGUUCACACUUUAGACCAGGUCCUAACAGAGGUGAUACCCAUUCAUGGGAGAGGCAACUUCCCAACACUGGAGGUGAAACCCAAGGACAUCAUUCAUGUUGUAAAAGAGCGACUGGUUGAAAAGGAGAUAACUGUCCGUGACAUCCGUCUCAAUGGCUCGACUGCAAGUCACGUCCUGGUCAAGGAGAAUGGGACCAGCUAUAAGGAUCUGGACAUUAUUUUUGGAGUGGAGCUCCCUAAGCAAGAGGACUUCCAGAUCGUGAAGGAGGUAGUCCUUGAUUGCUUGCUAGACUUCUUGCCCAAGUGUGUCAACAAGGACAAAAUUACUGCACUGACCAUGAAGGAUGCAUACGUUCAGAAGAUGGUCAAGGUCUCCACCGAGCAUGACCGCUGGAGCCUCAUCUCACUCUCCAACAACAGCGGGAAAAAUGUGGAGCUCAAGUUCGUCAACUCAAUGCGGCGCCAGUUUGAGUUCAGUGUGGACUCCUUUCAGAUUAUCCUGGACCAUAUACUGGAGUCUUACCAGGACUCUGAAAGAGAAAUGGCAGCGAUGGCCAAGGCCAAGAAACUCCUUGAACAGAUCAAAGAAACUCAGACUAAGGACAAGGAAUUGCAAGCCCAAGACAAGACAAUGCCAGCCCAGACCCAAAGGUCAGUGGAUCAGGCAGAAGAAUUGCUGGAUGAGGCCAAGGCAUCACUGGCCCAGGACAACCAGCUGACAGUCCAGGAAAAUGAGGCACCAGCCCUGAACACGGAAACAACAUCCCAUGGCAAUGAGUCACAAGACCAGUGCAAAGAAACACCAGCCAUGUGCAAGGCAACACCAGCCAUGAGCAAGGAAACAUCAACCCGGGGCAACAAGUCACCAGCCCAGUGCAAAGAAACACCAGCCAUGGACAUGGAAUCACCAGCCCAGGACAAGGAGUCACCAGCCAUGGGCAAGGAAACACCAACCCAGGGCAUAGAGUCACCCGUCCAGAGAAAAGAAACCCCACCUCAGGACAUGGAGUCACCAGUCCAGAGGAUAGAAUCAUCAACAAAGGACAAAGAAUCACUGAUGCCAAUAAAGGAGUCCCAGACCCCGGCCAAGAAGUCCCUGAACCUGGCCAAGGAAUCACUGACAGCAGCCGUGGAGUCAGAGACCAUGGACAAGAUAGCACCAGCCCAGGAUAAAGAAUCUUUGACCAAAAUCAUGGCAUUGCCAGCCCAGGUCAAGGACUUACUGACAGAGUCCAAGGAGUCACUGGCCAAGAACAAGGAAUCACUAGCUCAGACCAAGAAAUGCAUUACCAUGGACAAGAAGUCCCUGAACCAGGGUAAGGCAUUACCAGCCCAGCCCAGGGAGGUAACGACUCAUGACAAAUCUUUACCAGGUCAUGCUGAAGCCUUGCCAUUCCAGGAAAAGGAAUUGGUGGCCCAGACUAAGGCAUUGCCAGUCAAGGUCAAGGACUCAUCAGAUGAGCUCAAGGAUUCAUCAGCCCAGGCCAAAGAUUUACAAGUCAGGGCCAAAGUAUUACCAGCCUGGGACAAGACACUGCCUGUCCAGGACAAGGAUUCAGCAGCCCAGGCCACUGAAUCCCUGGCCCAGAACAAGGAAUUGCUAUCCUUGACUGUGGUGGCCGAGAGCAUGUAUGGAGAUUUUGAGCAAGCCAUGGACCACCUGCGCUACCGGCUGAUUGCAACCAGGAAACCAGAGGAGAUCCGUGGUGGUGGGCUCCUCAAGUACAGCAACCUGCUGGUCAGGGAGUUCAAGCCAGCCUGUGAGACAGAGAUCAAGACCCUAGAGCGCUACAUGUGUUCCCGCUUCUUCAUCGACUUUCCGGACGUCAACGAGCAGCAGCGUAAAAUUGAGUCCUACCUGCGCAACCAUUUCAUUGGCGAGGAGAAGAGCAAGUAUGACUACCUGAUGACCCUGCGUAGGGUGAUCAACGAGAGCACCGUCUGCCUAAUGGGCCACGAGCGGCGCCAGACUCUCAACAUGAUCACUAUCCUGGCUCUAAAGGUCCUCGGCGAGCAGAACAUCAUCCCCAACACAACCAACGUGACCUGCUACUACCAACCAGCGCCUUACAUGAGUGACCACAACUUCAGCAACUACUACAUUGCUCACGGGCAGCCGCCAAUCAUCUACCACCCCUACCCUCUGCACAUCCACAUGCAGACUGGUCUGGUGUAGCAAAAGGUGGGAGUAGUAAUAAAGAUAGAGGGAAAUCA